UGACCAACAUUUAUGAAGAUUUAAAGCCAAAGAGACAGGGUUGCUGGUGGCGACGCUACAGAGCUUUAUCUUCUGAACUUAACGAGGCUAAGGCAUUAAAAGAACGGGUUUUCAAGUGGAGAUCACAGCCAUUAUUUUCCAGUGUUGAGUUCACCAUUUCAUAUUUCAAGUGCGUGCGUGCAGAGAUUGAGAGAAGUACGAUCCAAUAGAGAAUGUGGAAGCUAAAGAUCGCGGAGGGGGAAAGCCCUUGGCUGAUUACUCUGAAUAACCACGUAGGAAGACAAGUGUGGGAGUUUGAUGAAAAUGCAGGUACACCCGAGGAGCUCCUCGAAGUCGAAAAUGCUCGUGCACAUUUCUACAACAAUCGAUUCGUUCAGCGUCACAGUGCAGACAUUCUCAUGCGCUUGCAGUUUGCUAGAGAGUCUCCACUCCCUCCUCUUCCACCUCAAGUGAAAAUAGAAAGUACGAGUGACAUCACUGGGGAGGCAAUAAAGACUACGCUGAUUCGGGCAAUACGUUUUUACGGGACUAUUCAAGCACAUGAUGGGCAUUGGGCUGGUGAUUAUGGUGGUCCUAUGUUCCUUAUGCCAGGUCUGGUUAUUGUCUUGUAUGUAACUGGAGCACUAAAUGCUGUUUUAUCGGAAGCACAUCAAAAGGAAAUGUGUUGUUACUUGUACAAUCAUCAGAAUGAAGACGGUGGAUGGGGAUUACAUAUUGAAGGUCACAGCACGAUGUUUGGGACAGUUCUAAACUACGUGACUUUAAGACUUCUUGGCCAAGGGCCUGAUGGAGGAGACAAAGGAGCAAUGGAAAGAGGGCGUGCAUGGAUUUUGGACCAUGGUGGUGCUACUGCAAUACCUUCAUGGGGAAAAAUGUGGCUUUCUGUGCUUGGAGUAUUUGAUUGGUCUGGAAACAAUCCAUUGCCGCCAGAGAUAUGGCUUCUUCCUUAUUUUCUUCCGGUUCAUCCAGGGAGAAUGUGGUGUCAUUGUAGAAUGGUCUAUUUGCCAAUGUCAUAUUUGUAUGGGCGUAGAUUUGUGGGACAGAUAACAAAGGCUGUUAUCUCUUUAAGAAAUGAGCUCUAUACCAUGCCUUAUGAGAAAAUAGACUGGAAUAUAGCACGUAGUAUGUGUGCAAAGGAAGACCUAUAUUAUCCACAUCCUUUACUACAAGAUGCUUUAUGGGCAUUUCUUCAUAAAGUAGUGGAGCCUUUACUUUUGCAGUGGCCAGGCUCGAAGCUGAGAGAGAGGGCACUCAUGACAGUAAUGAAGCAUGUGCAUUAUGAGGAUGAGAACACUCGUUACAUUUGCAUUGGUCCUGUUAACAAGGUGCUGAACAUGCUUUGUUGCUGGGUUGAAGAUCCAAAUUCAGAGGCAUUUAAAAGGCAUCUUCCACGAGUUGCAGACUUUCUAUGGGUUGCAGAAGAUGGCAUGAAAAUGCAGGGAUACAAUGGCAGCCAGCUAUGGGACACAGCUUUUUCUGUUCAAGCACUUCUGUCAACUGACCUUCUUGACGAAUGUGGUCCAUUGCUUAAGAAAGCACAUUCAUAUAUUGAUAAGUCACAGGUUCAAGAAGACUGCCCAGGGGAUUUGAAUUUUUGGUAUCGACACAUUUCUAAUGGUGCUUGGCCUUUCUCAACUAGAGAUCAUGGUUGGCCCAUAUCGGACUGUGCCUCAGAAGGCUUUAAGGCAGCAUUGGCAUUAUCACAAUUACCACGAGACAUUGUUGGGGAACCUAUUUCAUCACAACGAUUCUUUGAUUGUGUGAACUUGAUUCUUUCAAUGCAGAACAAAGAUGGUGGUUUUGCUACUUAUGAAUUGACAAGAUCAUAUCCUUGGUUAGAGAUAAUCAAUCCAGCAGAGACAUUUGGAGAUAUUGUCAUUGACUACUCGUACGUGGAAUGCACUUCAGCAGUCAUUCAAGCUCUUGCAGCCUUUAGGAAACUAUAUCCAGAACACCGAUCCCAAGAAAUAGAAACAUGCAUCUCAAGAGCUGUUCAAUAUAUUCAAAAUAUUCAGAAGCCAGAUGGUUCAUGGUAUGGCUCGUGGGCUGUGUGCUUCACUUAUGGUACUUGGUUUGGUAUACUGGGAUUAGUGGCUGCUGGUAGAACUUAUGAAGACUGUUCAAGUAUUCAAAAAGCUUGUGAUUUUCUUCUUUCCAAGCAACUUCCUUGUGGUGGUUGGGGAGAAAGUUAUCGCUCAUGCCAAGAUAAGGUGUACACAAAUUUAGAAGGUGGAAGAACACACAUAGUAAAUACAGGAUGGGCUAUGCUGUCUCUUAUUCGUGCUGGUCAGGCUAAAAGAGAACCAGAAGUUCUUCACCGUGCAGCAAUUUCGCUUGUUAAUUCACAGAUGCAGAAUGGCGAUUUUCCACAACAGGAAAUUAUGGGCGUUUUCAAUAGAAACUGUAUGAUCUCAUAUUCUGCUUACCGUAAUAUUUUCCCAAUAUGGGCUCUUGGGGAAUACCAUCGUCAUGUACUUAGAUCAUAAUGCAUAUAAUUCCCUGCAUUGUUUAAAUGCAGUUUUGUAAUUUGUUCUCCAGCAAUCAACAUAGGUCUUUGUAAAAAGAUGGGGAGAGAUUGUCAAUUUUAGAAUGAAUAGACCAAUUAUCGUGGCCUUUGUCAAGCUCUCCAGUUCGUAAGUCUAGUCCUGAUUGGAAUAAUAGUGUUAAAUUUCAUGUAGGUUGUCCUUAUGCUUUUGUAUGGGACUUAUAAAGGCAGGUACUAGGAGAAUCUUUCAAGUUUAUCUUAUUCAUUUCCUUCUUAAUAAAAAAUCUUGAAACAAUUCUGAGCACAAAAAGCCUGCUUUUUUAGAUCUUGGCAUUUAUUAGUUUUGUAUCCUUUUUACAAUUCAAUUUCGUUGUAAACAUAAACUCAUAAAGGUUGUAGAUGGAGUAUGUAACAAUGAUGAAAGCCAAUAUAUACCCAUCAAUGAUUAUCUUUUUUUUUGUCAUA
Messenger RNA from Cryptomeria japonica (Japanese cedar), 2950 nucleotides. RefSeq names its product cycloartenol synthase 2. The coding region runs from base 213 to 2486 and encodes 757 amino acids. Gene Ontology annotation, biological process: triterpenoid biosynthetic process. The transcript has 19 exons. The record is from RefSeq and is a predicted model, not a curated record. Gene Ontology annotation, cellular component: lipid droplet. NCBI's taxonomy places the organism in Eukaryota, Viridiplantae, Streptophyta, Pinopsida, Cupressales, Cupressaceae. Gene Ontology annotation, molecular function: intramolecular transferase activity.